GAUGGGGAGAUAAUAUCAAUUGGCUGACUUUGGAUCAAGCUUUCAAAAAAGCGAGAGAAGAAAAUGUGCCCGUGAUGGUGAUCGUUCACAAAAUGUCAUGCGGCGCCUGCAUCUACCAAAGAAGAUGGUUUUCUCGCAGCAAAACCAUUCAAGCUCUGAGCAAGAAUUUAGCCAUGGUCAAUCUAGAGUACAACGAAGUACCCAAAAGCCCAGAGUUUACUCCCGAUGGCUUUUAUGUCCCGCGCAUUUUGUUUUUCUCUCCGUAUGGAAGACUGCUUCCCGAUGUGAAUGUCAAGUACAACCAACAGUAUAAAUUUAACUACCCUCAGGAGCAUGAUCUUGCAAGCAACAUGAAAUCUGUUAUUGAAGAAUUUCGUCAGCGCUGA
This is a messenger RNA of Candidula unifasciata, 386 nucleotides long. The record is from the annotation of a GenBank genome assembly. Lineage: Eukaryota; Metazoa; Mollusca; Gastropoda; Stylommatophora; Geomitridae.